Messenger RNA from Grammomys surdaster, 1098 nucleotides. RefSeq lists its product as uncharacterized. Lineage: Eukaryota; Metazoa; Chordata; Mammalia; Rodentia; Muridae. Bases 298 to 828 code for a protein of 176 amino acids. The transcript has 4 exons. The record is from RefSeq and is a predicted model, not a curated record.
CUUUUCUCAUUUCUUCCCCUUCCUAGCCGCCUACUACAGACCCUGACCCAGCUUUAUUUGCAAGACUGCUUUAAGAAAACAGUAUCUCCUCGCAUUCCUUGUGGCUUACUGUUCAAUUACAGCUGACGUUAUCCACCCACGCUUAGGAGGAGCCUCUAGUACUGGCGGCCUCCUGGAAACGCUGGAAGACAGAGGAUUGGAUGUUAACUGGAGUCUGCAGAGUGAUAAGUGGUAAAGCUGAGAGACCCACAGCAGGACUCAGAGACCCAAAGGACGCAGGCCAAGAGACUCAGAAAAAUGAAGUUUCCCUGCCUAUCCUUCCGGCAGCCCUACGCUGGUUUAGUCUUAAAUGGAGUCAAGACUCUUGAGACACGUUGGCGUCCCCUGUUGAGAAGCCUUCAAAAAUGUACCAUUGCCAUCCACAUUGCUCACAAGGACUGGGAAGAUGACACAUGGCAGGAAGUGCUAGUGGAGAGGUUGGGGAUGACCCCAACACAGAUUCAGACCUUACUAGAGGCAGGAGAAAAAUAUGGCAGAGGGGUGAUAGCUGGACUUGUUGACAUUGGAGAGACUUUGCAGUGUCCAGAAACCAUAGCUGCUGCUGAGGCUGUGGAACUGGAAACUCAGGCUGUGCUAACCAACCUGCAGCUGAAGUACCUGACUCAAAUUUCAAACCCCAGGUGGUUACUGGAGCCCAUACCUAGGAAAGGGGGGAAGGAUAUAUUCCAGGUAGACAUCCCAGAGCACUUGAUCCCACUGGAGAAAGAAUGGAGCAGUGAAUGCUCUGGAAAACAACUGAAUGAUGACUCCACCAGUAGACCAUCAUAGUGUGCACCUUCAAAUCUCAAUCAGGGUGACUCAAAUCCACUCCUACAGAGCACAGCUCUCUAGGUGCUAUUCCCAGACUGCUCUGCCCUCAUGGAGGGGAUGUCAAUGAGGACAUCCCUCAUGCUGUGACUCUGCCAGAAAAGCUACAGAGCCUUGAGAACUUUGGCCAUUAGGGAAAAGGAAACCACCCAGGAAAUGAUACUUUGCUGAAGUUCACUUUAGUCCUGCUGUUUUCUGGAUUGCACAAAUAAAUUUGUCAAUGGCUAAGCA